CAACGCCGAUUGGUUGUCCUACCUUCAGGUGAAGGGAGAAAAAAAAAACAAAUAUUGAUUUUCGCUCAUAUUCAUGUACUUGGAAACACCUUGUUCUUUAAAUAAUUGGGACUGUACGCAGCCGAAUAAAUCUCAUAAUAUUUGUCAUUUUUUUUAAAUCAUUAAAUUCGUACUGAUCGUAGCUGUAAGGUCAUUGCCAAAACGUGUUUCCCCUUCUUGCGUCCUACAUUGCGUGAAAAACGAGUGUAGUUGCGAAUUGUUGCCCUACGUAAUCACAGUUUGUAUAUUAUGUUUUAUGACAUUCGUGUAGGGCAUGAAAACAAACUUCUUACUUGUCAAUCUUUUGCUGAAUGUUUAAUAUUGAAAAAGCAAUAGUUUUGAUCGAAUAUUUCAUUUAAAAGCCACAAACUGGCACGUUUUCAAGUAUAUUUCAGAAGAUUAAGGACUAGUGUAUAAUCUUACUGAUAAUAUACAAAUUUUAUAAAUUAUUUGGAAAUCAUGGCUUCAGCUUUGAAACUUGGAACGUUUAGUGCCGUCAUUUGUAGAAAAUCGUAUUCUCAUGUAAAAAUAAGCUCAUCCACUGGCUUAAAUAAAUAUAGGACUUAUAUGACAAAAACUUCUCAAGAACCGUUUUUAAAUGGAAGUUCAUCUGUAUAUGUCGAAGAAAUGUAUAAAGCAUGGUUAAAAGAUCCUGAAAGUGUCCAUAAAUCCUGGGAUGUUUACUUCAGAAAUUCCACUGAAGGAGCUGAUCCAAGUAGUGCAUACCAAAGUCCACCUCUUACCCCCACUGAGUAUGUCCACGUUCCUUUCCCAUCCGUGCAAGGGAUGACCGCCCUCACCCCGGUAUCUGGGACUCCACAAUAUGUUGAACCAAGAGGAAUUGAAGAUCAUUUAUCUGUACAGGCUAUCAUAAGAUCAUAUCAAGUGCGUGGUCAUCUAGUUUCCAAAUUAGAUCCAUUGGGCAUCACGUCUGCGAAUAUACAGUCCCCUUUCUCUGAGGGAUCUCCCAGUUCCCCUCAAGUUGUUUUAAGAAGCUACCAGUUGGAGUGGAUGAAAGAUCCAGGUGGAAUUUUGAAGGAAAAAGACAUGGAUCGUCAUUUCAAGCUUCCUGGAAGUACUUUUAUAGGGGGCAAUGAAAAUACUAUGUCAUUGCGGGAGAUUUUAAAACGCUUAGAGGAUGUGUACUGUGGUCCUAUUGGAAUUGAAUAUAUGUUCAUAAAUAGUCAAGAAAUAUGCAAUUGGAUUAGGAAAAAAUUUGAAACACCAGGUAUUAUGAACUUCAAUAAAGAACAGAGAAGACUAUUGAUGGCUCGUCUCAUUCGAUCAACAAAAUUUGAAGACUUCCUUGCUCGAAAAUGGGUAUCUGAAAAACGAUUUGGACUUGAGGGAUGUGAAGUUCUUAUUCCAGCCAUGAAAACUAUAAUUGAUCGAGCCAGCGAAUUGGGUAUUGAAAGUGUCAUUAUAGGAAUGCCUCACAGGGGUCGUUUAAAUGUGCUAGCAAAUGUAUGUCGCAAACCUCUCGAGCAAAUAUUUGCUCAAUUUAGUGGUCUUGAACCUGCUGAUGAGGGCUCUGGUGAUGUGAAAUACCACUUGGGCAUGUGCCAUGAACGUUUAAAUCGACUUACAAACAAAAACAUAAAACUGGCUGUAGUAGCUAAUCCCUCACAUUUAGAAGCAUGUGACCCUAUUGUGCAAGGAAAAACAAGAGCAGAGCAGUUCUAUAGGGGAGAUACUCAAGGAAAAAAAGUUAUGAGUAUUUUACUUCAUGGUGAUGCUGCAUUUUCAGGACAGGGUGUUGUUUAUGAAACUUUCCAUCUUAGUGACUUACCAGAUUAUUCUACCCAUGGCACCAUACACAUUGUUGUUAAUAAUCAAAUUGGAUUCACAACUGAUCCCAGACGAUCUAGAUCAUCUCCUUAUUGUACUGAUGUUGCCAGGGUAGUGAAUGCUCCUAUCUUUCAUGUCAAUGCAGAUAAUCCUGAAGCUGUAGUGCAUGUUUCAAAUGUUGCUUCUGAAUAUCGAGCUAAAUUUGGAAAAGAUGUUGUUGUAGAUUUGGUGUGCUAUCGUCGUAAUGGGCAUAAUGAAAUUGAUGAACCAAUGUUCACUCAGCCACUUAUGUAUACUAAGAUAAGAAAAACGCUCCCAGUUCUUGAUCAGUACAGUCGACGUCUUGUUGAAGAUGGAGUGGUCACUGAAAAGGAAUGUGAGGAGGAAGAAGCCAGAUAUGAAGCUAUUCUUCAGGAAGCAUAUACUAAUGCUGAAAAAGACACUCGAAUGUAUAAUACUGAUUGGCUAGAUUCACCAUGGAAAGGAUUUUUUGGAACCAAAAAUCUGUAUAAAUGUGAUCCAACUGGUGUAGAAGAAGAUGUAUUGCGCCAUAUUGGUGUGGCUUUUGGCUCUUCACCACCUGGCAACUUCAAAAUCCAUCCUGGCAUCAAAAGAAUACUUAAAGCUCGAAUGGAGAUGGUCGAUCAUCGUCUUGUUGAUUGGGCUCUGGCAGAAGCAAUGGCUUUCGGUUCUUUGCUCAAAGAUGGCGUCCAUGUCAGACUAAGUGGACAAGAUGUAGAACGUGGAACUUUUAGCCAUCGCCAUCAUGUGCUUCAUCAUCAAUUAAUUGAUAAAACAACUUACAGACCAUUAUGUCAACUAUGGCCAGACCAAGCUCCUUAUACAGUAUGCAACAGUUCUCUGUCAGAAUAUGCUGUCUUAGGAUUUGAGCUUGGUUUUUCAAUGACCAAUCCUAAUGCUCUUGUUAUGUGGGAAGCUCAGUUUGGUGAUUUCAUGAACACAGCUCAGUGUAUCAUUGAUCAAUUUAUCAGUAGUGGUCAAGCUAAGUGGGUCAGACAGAGUGGAAUCGUUUUACUUCUUCCCCAUGGAAUGGAAGGAAUGGGUCCUGAACAUUCUAGUGCCAGACCUGAACGUUUUCUUCAACUCUGCAAUGAAGAGAUGGAUGUUUUUCCUACAAUAGAUGAAGAUUUUGCUGUCAGGCAACUUCACGAUUGCAACAUGAUUGUAGUGAACUGCAGUACACCUGCCAAUUAUUUCCAUGCUUUAAGACGUCAAAUCAUUUUGCCAUUCAGGAAGCCUCUUAUUGUUUUUACUCCAAAAUCCCUCCUUCGUCAUCCUGAAGCUCGCUCUUCAUUUGAUGAUAUGACUGCUGAUACUUCUUUCCAACGUCUGAUUCCUGAUAAUGGUCCUGCCAGUGAGAAUCCUGGAAAUGUUGAACGAAUUGUCUUCUGUACAGGCAAACUGUACUAUGAAUUGUCGAAAAAGCGAAAAGAUAGCAAUUUAGAUUCAUCUGUUGCAAUAGUUCGAAUUGAACAGCUUUGUCCUUUCCCAUUUGAUCUUGUUAAGGAAGAAUUAGAUAAAUAUCCUAAUGCAAAUUUAAUUUGGUCCCAAGAAGAACAUAAGAACCAAGGAUAUUGGUGUUACAUUCAACCGCACAUGGAAACAGUCUCUAACCAUGAACGUCAUAUUAGCUAUGCUGGACGAGCCGUGUCUGCUUCAACAGCUACAGGAAGUAAACAAGCUCACAAGAAGGAGCAAGAAAGAGUUGUCUCUGUUGCCUUGGGCUUAUAAAGAAGAAAAUUUUGUUCUGUGAUAAAGACUGUACUCUAUUAAAAUGCCUGGAUUUUGUAUACAAAUUAGGUGCAAUUUUGCACUUCAAGACCUUUUAAAAUAAUUUAAAAACUGAAUUUUUUUUUUUAAGUUUCGCAAUUUUAUUUAUUUUAAAUCUAAAGAUCAAAAAUGAGUUUGCCUUUUAAACCUAGUAAAAUUAUUCCCUUCUUUUUAAAGUGAAAAAAAAAAUUAUUACUCUUAGAGCUAAAAGAUUGUAGAAAACGGAAGUCCUAGAAACUUAAUUUGUGCUUAGUACUUCUACAUUAUUACAGCACUAUUUAUUAGUAAUUCUUUACUGAAAAGAAACUGGGAAAUAUGAAAAUAAAAUUAUAUUUUGGAACAUUGA
Molecule: messenger RNA, 3964 nt
Organism: Parasteatoda tepidariorum (common house spider)
Lineage: Eukaryota; Metazoa; Arthropoda; Arachnida; Araneae; Theridiidae
Gene: Ogdh
Product: oxoglutarate dehydrogenase Nc73EF
Biological process (GO): tricarboxylic acid cycle
Cellular component (GO): mitochondrion; oxoglutarate dehydrogenase complex
Molecular function (GO): thiamine pyrophosphate binding; oxoglutarate dehydrogenase (succinyl-transferring) activity
Source: RefSeq, a predicted model, not a curated record